AGAAUCAGCUUGUCAUACUUUAGACUCAGACCUAUUACUAAAACACCACGGGGACGCUUUCUCUUUUUUUUUUUAGCACUUUUAUUUUGACAGGUAUAGUAAACAAAAACUGAAUUGAUAGCUUUAUUUUGAAAACAACAAACCGGAAGAGUUGCUGACGCAGGUUUGUUGACGACAACAGUCUACGUUGACUUCAGACGCCACAAAGUGAAUCGGUUGUAACAGAGUAGCUGGACUAUUACGCUUGUGUGUGUAUGUUUGAGUGAGCUGAACAAAGACAUCGCUGUGCAGUCUGUGUGUAUGUGAGAGCGCGCGUGUGUGCGAUGUCUUCGGAACUGCUGGUAGAUGUGGGCGACGACUCUGCAACGGCGCAGCUAGGACAGCUGAAGCUGACUACCAUAGAGGACCAGCAGUGGCCCGCUGAUGAGUCUUUCCUCAGCAAGUCAGAUGUUUCCCAGCAGUUUGAUGCCAGCUCUCCACACCUGCCCUGGGACCACCCUUUCUAUGACAUUGCCAGACAUCAGAUCAUUGAAGUGGCCGGUGAUGACAACUUUGGCAGGAAGGUGAUAGUGUUUAAUGCCUGCAGGAUGCCUCCGCAGCACCAGCUGGACCAUCAUAAGCUGCUGAUGUAUCUCAAAGGAACACUGGAUCAGUAUGUGGAGAGUGACUAUACUCUGAUCUACUUUCAUCACGGGCUGACCAGUGAAAACAAACCUUCCCUCAGCUGGCUGCUGGAUGCAUACAGGGAGUUUGACAGAAAAUACAAGAAGAACAUCAAGGCCCUGUACAUCGUCCAUCCCACCAUGUUCGUCAAGACUCUGCUGAUCCUCUUCAAACCAAUUAUAAGUUUUAAGUUUGGCAGGAAGAUCAACUAUGUGAGCUAUCUGAGUGAGCUGGAGGAUGUGGUCAAGUGUGAUCAGCUGGUCAUUCCUUCCCGUGUCAGAGAGUAUGACAACAAAUUAAGAGCAUCUCUGAAACCCACCACACAGCCUCCCAUGUCUCCUCCUCACAGCCAGGUGUUUGGUGUGCCACUAAUGCUGCUCAGACAGAGGGAUCCAGAUGGGGAUCCAGUUCCUGUGGUGAUGAGAGACACCGUUGGCUUCCUCUCAGAGCAAGGCUUGGAGAUUGAGGGCAUCUUCAGACGAUCUGCCAACGUGACUCUGGUGAAGGAGGUCCUGCUCAGGUACAACUCAGGUGCGACAGUGAACUUCAGAGAGAUGGAAGAUGUGCACCUGGCUGCUGUCAUCCUGAAAACAUUCCUGAGGGAACUCCCCGAGCCUCUGCUCACCUACCAGCUCUACAAUGACAUUGUGAACUUUGCCUCUGUGUCCAGUGAGAGUCAGGUGACAGUAAUGAAGACGCUGGUAGAGUCACUGCCAGAGGAAAACUACGCAUCGCUGCGAUACCUCAUCACAUUUCUGGCACAGGUAUCAGCCAACAGUGAGGUGAAUAAGAUGACCAACAGUAACCUGGCUGUGGUCUUUGGUCCCAAUCUGCUCUGGGGCCGGGACAACGCCAUGUCUCUCAGCGCCAUUGGACCAAUCAAUAACUUCACGAGAACCCUGCUGGACCAGCAGCAUCUGGUGUUUGCCUAAUCACCAGCCCUCUGCUCUGAGCUCUUUCUGCCAGUGUGAAACGCCGCUGAGACCCUCCUUCCCCUGCAGCAUUUAGCCUUUAGCUUACCUUAGGAGCAUCAUCAAAGUACUUCUGUACCUACAGCGCUCAGACAGACAGGUCUGACUGAUUGUCCCUUACAUACUGCGCACAUUUAAAAAGAUUCAGUGGACCAAGUUGCAUGUCAUUUGUGUGUCACCAGUCGUUCUGAGCGUCUUGUUAUUAUGUCUGGCAGCAUCUGGCAUUUCCAUUUGACUCGAAGCAUGAAAACAAGUUGAAACAGCACACAUGUUAGAGCUCAGGCAAAUAAUAAUAAUAAUAAUAAUGAUAGCAAAAAAUAACAGAAAACACUACAAAAUGUGACCGCCAAUAAACAAGAAAGAUCCAGAUCCCCAGUUUUGUUACAGCGAUAAAUUUGAGCCUUUUCUUCUACUGUUCAUGUAUAACAGCAUGAAACGCUGUGGCACGGCCCUGAUACCACAUGCGUGAGUGGGCACAGACAGGCUGUCGCCACACCCACUCUGUCAUGAAUAUACCAGGUUCCACUUUGGGUUCUCCACUGUGAGUCGUGAUAACUCUUGACAUCACUUUGCAUCAGGAAAUCAGUUUCCCACAAACACGUCAUGAGUGCAGUUAUGUUUUCCUGUCCUUUAAAUCAGUGUAGUGCUUCCAACAGUCUCCACGAGCACAACAUGAAUCUGAAUGAUGACGUGAAGUAAAUGGACUGACUGAUUCUUAUAUAGCGCUUUCCUACUCUCCUGGAGUAUUCAAGGUGCUGUAGACAACAUGCCACAUUCAUACAAGCACUUCUAAACUCAAGUGCAAUCUAACCAACAUUCACAACUUGGGGUUCAUAACUUGCCCAAGGAUACUUGACAUGCAGACUGAAGAAGCCAAGGAUCGAACCACCAACCUUCCGAUCAGUAGCUGAUCUGCUCUACCACAGAGCCACAGCCAAGUAGUUUCAUGUGGGUAUCAGGCCAGCACACUAUAAAGAGCUGUAACACUGGGGGAGGGUGACAUAAAAGCUCUCAUAAAUCUGAAAUCACUACAUGUGUGUGAAUGCAGGGUUAGUCAUUUCCUGCAGGUCAGUCAUAUGCCCCAUGGACUCAUUCCCACCUGCAUGUGUUCAUAUCUAUAUUCAGCCCUGUAUCACUGCCCUGCUUCAACACAGCGGCUGGCUAUCAUCUCUUAUCUCUGUCAGUAGCAGCUGGUCGUACACCCCCCCCUUUCUCAUUCGUACACGUCGUGUUGUUUUCUAUGUAGUGCCAAAAAACGUUUCACCUGUGUUACCAAAUGUCCUUUAUAUUCUGAUUCUGUACUAAAGAGAGGAUUGAUGAGGAGAGUGGAGGUGUGACUCAGGUUAACGUCAGAAUGGUGAACUUGGUACCGAACUUUGUGGACAAUCUAUGAAAUGCUGUACUUGGAGUGGCAGAAACCACCCACAGCUGUGCACGUG
Molecule: messenger RNA, 3073 nt
Organism: Oreochromis aureus
Lineage: Eukaryota; Metazoa; Chordata; Actinopteri; Cichliformes; Cichlidae
Gene: arhgap1
Product: Rho GTPase activating protein 1
Exons: 13
Coding region: 324-1595 (423 amino acids)
Biological process (GO): small GTPase-mediated signal transduction; negative regulation of endocytic recycling
Cellular component (GO): cytoplasm
Molecular function (GO): GTPase activator activity
Source: RefSeq, a predicted model, not a curated record